AUGUCGCAACAAAAAGCCCCAACCCAACAUUCGAAAGUGAUAGAUCACGGGAACGGCUGGAAGAAGCCUCAGGGGUCAGAAAGGGGUACAUUCGGCGGCUCAACUCAUGACAACCAAAUCUUGACGUGGGGCGUCAACGAUGAAGGGGCUUUAGGAAGAGAUACUGGACAAGAUAAAGACGAAGACGCUGGCGACGGCAGAGGCAAAUCCCUGUCGGGCGAUGAGAGCGAUGAAGAUGAAGUUACUUACAAUCUAAAAGAAGCUACUCCAUUACCUGUGGAUCCUUCACAUUUCCCACGAGACACUGUCUUCUCUCAACUUGCUGCCUCAGACAGUGCAACCUUUGCUCUGUUGACGAUGGCCGGGUCUAUGGCUGGGGAACUUUCCGAGUAUGUUUGCCGAUGGUCUGGCUCCGAACUCUUGAAUUUCACCAAUUGA
Messenger RNA from Penicillium odoratum, 438 nucleotides. RefSeq lists its product as uncharacterized. The transcript has 2 exons. NCBI's taxonomy places the organism in Eukaryota, Fungi, Ascomycota, Eurotiomycetes, Eurotiales, Aspergillaceae. The coding region runs from base 1 to 438 and encodes 145 amino acids. The record is from RefSeq and is a predicted model, not a curated record.